ACUAACUGUUUUCAAAAGGCCUCUCCUCAGUUUGCUGUCGGUUCAAAGCCGGAAGUUGUUACCUUGUUUCGGUUAGGAGAGUGUUAUCGAUUUCUUCCUCUCAUGCACACGUAAAGGAGUAUGUCCCAAACCAAGAGAGUUGCUCCGGGACAGCAGCGAGCGGCUGCCUCUCAUCAGCCCUACAACGAGCCGGAGGAUGUGGAGCGAGGAAGUGAACUGGAACAGCAGUUUGGAGACGGGCAGGUACCAGUGGACGACCGCCAACCUCAAUACAGAGGAGGAUAUUCAGUGGUUACACCAAAUCAGAACAGGAGAUCACAUCUGCAAAUGAUGGCAAACAAGGAACUGGAGGAUCUGAGAAAAUGGAAAGAAGCUAACCGGCUCGGUCCAAUCAACUUGACUCCCACACAGUUAGGUGGAAGCAUUUCUGAAGCUGAGGCACGCCAACGACAGCAGAUAAAUCUCCGAGACUCCAGGUUCCAAAAAAACGCUAAGAAAGAAGACUAUAAUCGGAAACGGAAAGAAGCCGAAGAGCUCGAAUAUCAGAAGAGGAAGGAGAUUCAGCGAGAAAAAGCCAAUAAGCUCCUGGAGAAGCAGAGACAGCAGGAGGCACAGAGAAAAGCGCAGCUCCAAGCAGAACACCAGCAAGCAAACCAGCAGUUCCUUCAGAGGAUUGAGACCAACAGAUCGUACAGGCAAUCGCCCCUGCCUCCCAACUGCACAGCUCAAACUACAGCCUGGAACAAGAGCCGUAGCUACCAAGAGACUCAGAGGGAGGCCGAGCUGCAGAGACUGCAGGAACACAAAGAAGAACAGAGGAGAAAGAGUGAACUUGCAGCAGAAGAGGUAUCUCGACUGGAAUCUGAAAGACAGCAGCGUCUCCAGGAAGAACACAGGAGGAUAAACCAAACUUUCUUGGACAAUCUGGAAAGGAGCCGAAAAUCUUUGGACAAUUUGUCUGGCUUGUCCCCUCCUGUGUCUGAUGAGGAGAGCUUUGAGCCCCAUGCCAACCAAUGUAUCCCUGCAGUGAGGUCACCUGAAGUUCUGACAGAAAUGUACCAAGACAGCUCCAAUACUACAAUGGAAGACACAGCCUGCAGAGACUCUCAUGAAGAUAUUGAUUAUGACUGGAAUUUGAUGAAACUCCAGAGCUUUUUCCCUGAUUAUGAAGCAUCAGUUCUUGAAGAUCUCUUGCUACAGUGUGACAGCGACGUUGAGAAAGUGAUCCAGCUUCUACAAGGAACCAACUGAAAUGAAAAGGUGGUGAAAGUGAAAAAUGAACAGGUGGUCCAGCAUCUGUGUGGUCUGCAACCUGAUCUUCUGCUAAAUUCAUCUUCACUCAUACUUCAAUUUCAUUAUUGACUGGAAACGAUGACUGCCCAUUAUGUGUGUCAUAGGAUAGCCCCUUGGAAGCUGUUCUGACCUUCAGUUAGAUAAUGGCUACUUCUGUUCCAUUUUUCCACCUUUUAUCCCAUAUCUUCAAUCUAUCGAUCACACCUGCAGAGGUAAAAUAUUAGUCAUUGCUGGGAAACCAAAUCAUGGCCCUAAAUGUUUGACCAUCCCCUUGGUGCUAGGCAAAGGCUCUGACAACUAUGGCUCCUUAAUCCUUUGAACUGAAUAUGAAGCCAUAGCCAUUGUCUCUGUUACUAAGGAGUUUCAUCGACUGAAGGGUUCCUUACAGAGAAAGGUCAAGGCUGUGAGGCCUCUUACUCACAAGUGAUUUAAUCAAAGUUGCUGGAAAAGCUCAGCAGGUCUGGCAGCAUCUGUGGAGGAGAAAACAGAGUUAACAUUUCGGGUCCGGUGACCCUUCCUCAGUUCUGAGGAACGUUAGCUCUUUUUUCUCUUCCACAGAUGCUGCCAGACCUGCUGGGCUUUUCCAGCAACUUUGUUUUUGUUCCUGAUUUACAGCAUCCACAGUUCUUUUGGUUUUUACUGAUUUAAUCAGUGUGGCUUGAAAAAGCAACAACAUUUCUCAGAGAUAGUAGGAACUGCAGAUGCUGGAGAAUCUGAGAUAAUAAGAUAAAAAAUUUUUCUGAAGAAGGGUCUAGGCCCGAAACGUCAGCCUUCCUGCUCCUCUGACGCUGCUUGGCCUGCUGUGUUCAUCCAGCUCUACACCUUGUUAUCUCAACAUUUCACCCUCAGUGGGUUUCUCUUUGACUUCCUCUAAAUUGUUUAGUAUCUACGCUCAGUUAAGGUGUAUUUCUAUAUUGCUUUCACAAUGGGCUGGGUUGUGUGUAUCUGUCACAUAACUUUGAUAACAGACAGCUUUACCAGACAACCCAAUCAGGACAGGACAGACACCCCUUGAACAAUGUUUCAUGUGCAAAAUCUGGACUACACAUAUCUCAAGUUCUGAUAACUGUACAGUUUGUUUUGCAGUAUUAAUUCAACCAUUCAGCUCAUAGGUUCAGGUUUUCCCCUUCUCCCUGGUUGCAUUGGAACAGAUUAGGACUGUUACUCACUGAAGCCAAAAAUGAUUGUGGUUAAAAUUAUGCUCUGCUUUUGUCAUUUAAUGUCUUCAUUAGUUCAAAAAGGAUUAACUUGUCACAACAGAUCAUAAUCCUGAAUUACUUACAAACAUAAUGAACAUUUUAACAUGAUCUAUUUUUGUUUAAAAAGCCAACAAUGUUAAGGUAAACCCUGCAAAUAGAAUUCAGUGACUGCCAAAAGUCCUUGUGUGAAAAUCAUAGACGAUCAGAGCUGAAAAGAGUCAGGGAAGCUUCAGACAGACUUAAAAAGGAGAGAAGCAAGACCAAAACUGAUUGCUCAUUCAGCAGGAAAACGAUCUCCUGUAGGUUAUAUCCCAGAUUGUACAUAUUAUAUUUAUGUCUUGCACACUCAGGAAUACAAGAAAAUAUUUUAAAAUUCACUGCAGCCCUAGUCUCUCUGUGUUAUUAUUUGCUAGUGUGAACUACUGUAUUUUGAAGAUCACAGCUUGAGGGCAACCAUUAGACAUCCCUGUGCAGCAGGUAAUGACAGACUUUCUCUCUCAUUCCAAGUACUGGAUUCCAGGCAAGCCAACAAUGUCACUGUCAUGGAGGAAACAGAACAAAAACACUGGUGGCAGAGUAAAGAAUCACUGCUUCACAGUUACUGACAUCAUCCAAAUUAAUGGUUGCAACAUUUUACUAUUUACGCUUCGCAGAAGCCAGAGACUGAUCCAUAUCUCUUUUAAAUUCUAAUCUUUUUACACCAUUCACAUUUCUACCCUGUGUCUAUGUAUCUUGUGUUUUAUUGUCUUUUAUCAUGUUUAAUAACUAAUAAACAUGUUAAAAUUAA
Rhincodon typus (whale shark) is the source of this 3279-nucleotide messenger RNA. RefSeq names its product epithelial stromal interaction 1 (gene epsti1). Lineage: Eukaryota; Metazoa; Chordata; Chondrichthyes; Orectolobiformes; Rhincodontidae. The transcript is spliced from 10 exons. The record is from RefSeq and is a predicted model, not a curated record. The coding region runs from base 121 to 1251 and encodes 376 amino acids.